GCCCAUGGUAGAGGGGUGAAACAAGAUGGUCUUCAAUGUCUCUUCCAACCCAUCCUGUGAUUCUAUGAUUUAGGACCUUGUAGGUAACCAGCAGCUUUUAGAGGCAAAGAAGGCAUUGUAAGACAUUUCUUGUUUAGAUUGUCACCAUAAGUGGGUAAUAAUCUAAAAUGGGUUUAACCUGACUGUAGAUAUUGAGACUUCUCCAGGUCUAAACCUUGGAAAUGGCCUUGGCAUUAAUCCACCGGGACGAAGCCCUUAAUUUAUGCCCUUUUCCUCUGAGUGUUUGCCUUCACUGAACUCUCCAACCACAGAUCAGAUGGAGCCGAGCAGAACAAAACCCCCACUCACUGCACCAGCAGCACUUCCAGCCUGACCAAGGGUAAAUUAAAGCAUUAAAUCCAACAAAUGGGGUGAAUUCCCGUGGGGCUUUCACUCCUCUCAGCCCGGAGGUCAGAAAACAACCCACGUGCAUUCCUGGCCUCUCACCUAGCUCGUGAUCCCUGCCCACUGUUUCCAAAUCGCUGUCUUCAUCAUCAGCCAGCUCAAAGGCAGGGAAGAUAUAUAUCCUGUCCCCAGGUGAGGGUGUUUUUCCUGGGCUGUGGAGACGACGGGGAGAAGAUGAAGGGCUCUCUCCUUGCGGUGCUGGCUUUGAUCCUCUGCGCGGCUCCAGCCAAUGCCCUGUAUUGCUACACCUGCAACUGGGAACAAAGCAACUGGAGCUGCCUGAAGGCCGAGAAGUGCUCGGAGAAGGACGAGUACUGUGUGACCAACGUGGCCUCUGUAGGGAUUGGCUUUUUGUCUCUGUGGAAGAGGAUCACCAAGAAGUGCUCUGAGACCUGCCCACACCACAACUUCAGCCUGGGCCUGGCUUCCUACACCUCCUACUGCUGCCAAACCUUCCUGUGCAACCUGAGUGCGUGCCCGGGGCCCAGGCUGGCCCGGCAGUGAGGUGCCAGGGGGCCCCAUCCUGGUGUCCUUCUUCACCUGCUCCAUGCUGAGGGAAGAAAGGGGGCUCCUGAAGGCCUGAAGAGCGUGGCCAGAUUCCCUCAGGAGGGCAUGGCCACGGAACAUGCUGUGGAAUAGAUAAAAUAUUAUGGUCAGCACCUCCUGCCCUGUGUUGCCUCCUGACCUGUGGCUUCUCACUUGAUUCUCACACCCCAGCUCUGUCACCUCAGCAGCUUCCUGGAGGAAUGGCCCUGCUCUAUCCUGCUACCUGGGGCAGGGAGGUGCUGCGUCUGCAUCUCCUGCAUCUCUAGAGGGGUUUCUGCUCCAGUUUUGUCUUAUUUUGGGUGCAGCUGGAGCCACGGAGCGGCAGCUUCCAGGCUGAGGGAGGGGAGGGGGCAAAAAUAACAACCAGCUCAGAGGGGAAACUGUGCAAACUCGUGGGUUUGUUGCCAGGGAAGGGGAAAAGCUUCCUGGGUGAAAGAGCCUGAGCCUGUGAUGGGUGAGAGUCACAGCUCCCCCCUUGCACCUCUCACCCUGCUCUGUCCAUCCUCUCCCUCCCCAGCUUGGGCACAGUGACACCCCCAGAGCCCCAGGAACAGGCAGACACGUCACCCACACCCCUACUCUUCCUCUUGGCUCUGCCUCGGGUGCCACAUUUCUUCUCAAAACGAUGCUUCUCUGCACAUCUGCACAAACAUCUGCUUGGUUUUGGCCUCACCUCCACUUCCAGCAUCCCUGGGAAUCCCUUUCUCCACGUUGCCCUUCUGUUGCUGGAUCUGAGUGGCCUCACCUCAGGCCGGCACUGCCCCGGCCUUCCCACUUGGAAUUGUGUCUUCCAGAAACCCCUUCAUUUAUCCUUCCCUCUGACAUCCCCCCAAAAUCGACUGCAGAGUAAUCACAGAACCGUGGAAUGUCCUGAGUCGGAAGGCAACCACGAGGAUCAUCCAAGUCCAACCCCAAGAAUCCCACCACGUGCCUGAGAGCUUUUUCCAAGCACUCCUGGAACUCUGGCAGGCUUGGGGCUGUGACCACUUCCCUGAGGAGAUUGUUCCAGCGCCCAGCCACCCUCUGGAUGAAGAACCUUUUCCUAAAAUCCAGCCUAACCCUCCCCUGAAACAGCUCCAGCCGUUCCCUCUGGUCCUGUCGCUGCUCCGAGAGAGCAGAGAUCGGAGCUGCUCCUUCGCCUCCCCUCGUGAAAACUAUUUGGGUCGAGCUGCUGAGGAAUAUUCCAGAGGUUUUGUAAGGAAAAAAAAAAAGAGAUUUCACAGCAGCCAAAUAUUUCAUGCAGAUGUUUCCAGAGCCUGCAGAGAAAUGAGGGUAAAAAGAAGCUGAAAAGAACGACGACGAGAGCAGAGAUUUUUUUCAUUGCCGAAGCGUCUCUGUUUUCCCCCA
Pseudopipra pipra is the source of this 2337-nucleotide messenger RNA. RefSeq names its product lymphocyte antigen 6E-like. Gene Ontology annotation, cellular component: plasma membrane. The coding region runs from base 619 to 948 and encodes 109 amino acids. Gene Ontology annotation, molecular function: acetylcholine receptor inhibitor activity. The transcript has 3 exons. The record is from RefSeq and is a predicted model, not a curated record. NCBI's taxonomy places the organism in Eukaryota, Metazoa, Chordata, Aves, Passeriformes, Pipridae.